Molecule: messenger RNA, 528 nt
Organism: Penicillium brasilianum
Lineage: Eukaryota; Fungi; Ascomycota; Eurotiomycetes; Eurotiales; Aspergillaceae
Source: the annotation of a GenBank genome assembly
AUGGCAUUCGAAAUUUACAUUCCUUCGUCCCUCACGUUCCAAGACUACCUCGGAAUUACCCAGUGUGCCAGAACACUAGCCGAUGGCUAUGAUCGAAAGGACAAAUCCCGCGUGAGAGCCUCUCUAGCGCCCAAUGUUAUCGUCGAUUAUAGCAAAGUUGUACCGGAGAUGGGUUGCAGAACAUUUGCCGCGGAUGAAUUUGUCGAGGAGUGGCUGGGGCCAACGCACCUCGGAGUUAAGGCACUAGCAACACAGCAUCUACUGGGGGCACCAUAUUUCAAGUCCGCUACUAAGGACGAAAUUGUGGUGGAGUGGCAGCAAUUAGCGAGCCAUGGACGCCGAGUUGAGGGCGAGGAUUUUGCGCAUCCGAUGUGUAAGAUUGGAGAGAGCUCGGAUGGGAGGAGUUGGAUGCAACAGAUCUUUGUGAAGGUGGAUGGACAGUGGCGUAUUUCGGAGAUUCGACCCGAGGUUGUUUAUCAUACUGGUGAUUUCUUGAAGGUCGGACGAAAGGAUGGGGAAGGCGCUUGA